ACCAAGGAGGUAAAUAUUUACUUUUGUGCUUUUGAUGCGCACGCAUGUUAUGCCACCAUGACACCAAUUGUUGUUUUUUUUUUUACAAUAAAUUGAUAAUAUAAUAAUAUAAUAAUAAAACAAUAAAUAAUAGGUACAUAUGUAAAUACAGUUUAACAGUUAUGGCUUGUUUAUUGAAUCACAUCAAAUUAUUACUGCCUCUGGUAAAUAAACAGCUGACAAGGAGAUACUUGCAUGUUACUCAUGCAGCUUUUUCAAAUGAAAAAAAAUAUGUUGAAAGUCAUGAAAAUAAUGGAGUACGAACAAUAACAUUAUGUGAUUCUGAAUCUAGAAAUUCUUUGUCACUUGAAAUGAUGAAAAGUCUCAUUUGGAAUAUCAAUAGAGAUAAAGACAAUUUAUCAUUGAGAUCAAUUGUUAUAAAUUCAACACCAGGAAAAGUUUUUUCAGCUGGACAUAAUCUUAAAGAAUUGACAUCAUCAAAAGGCAUAAAAUACCAUGAGGAAAUAUUUUCAACAGCUGAAUAUUUAAUGAGACAAUUAAAAAAUUCACCAGUUCCUAUUAUUGCAGCUGUUGAUGGUCUUGCUGCAGCAGCUGGUUGUCAAUUAGUUGGUGCAUGUGAUAUUGUUAUUUGUACAAAAACAAGUACUUUUUCAACACCAGGUGUAAAUUUUGGAAUAUUCUGUUCAACACCUGGUAUACCUCUAGUCAGAAAUGUACCAAAAAAAGUUGCUGCCCAUAUGCUUUUUACAGGAUUGCCAAUUGAUGCUGAUCAAGCAUUUCAAGCUGGACUUGUUAGUAAAAUUGUAUCAAAUGAAAAUCUAGAUGAACAAGUUAAAAAAACAACAGAAAUGAUAAAUGCAAAAAGUCGGUCAGUCAUUGAACUUGGUAAAAAAUUUCUUCAAGAACAAAUGGAGCUUGAUUCAUCAACAGCUUAUUCAUAUGGAACUAAAGUAAUGAUUGAAAAUUUACAAUUAAAGGAUGCACAAGAAGGCAUUUAUAGUUUUAUAGAAAAACGUCAAGCUAAAUGGAUUCACACAUUUGAUAAAAGUUGAAAGAAAUAAAAAAUAAUAAAAUAAGUGUGCAAAUACAA
Molecule: messenger RNA, 1090 nt
Organism: Aphidius gifuensis
Lineage: Eukaryota; Metazoa; Arthropoda; Insecta; Hymenoptera; Braconidae
Product: enoyl-CoA hydratase domain-containing protein 3, mitochondrial
Exons: 6
Coding region: 162-1052 (296 amino acids)
Cellular component (GO): mitochondrion
Molecular function (GO): hydro-lyase activity
Source: RefSeq, a predicted model, not a curated record